AUGGAUGUCCUUCUGAGAUUUUCAAACCUAAAAGAGGACUACGACAAGGUGACCCCCCUCUCUCCCUUCCUGUUCCUUAUAGGUAUGGAGUAUCUAUCUAGAAUCCUAACUGUUGCUGGUGAGGAUCCACACUUUUGUUUCCAUGACCGAUGUAAGGGCCUUAAACUCAACCAUCUAUAUUUCGCGAAUGAUCUUAUGCUGAUCUGCAAGGGUGAAGCUCAGUCUGCUCAGAUUUUAUGUGAUUGUUUGGAAACGUUUGUUGCCUCCUUUGGCCUUCAUGCUAAUACUUCUAAGUCAGCCCUAUACUUGGCAGGGGUCCUUGAACCCGUUCAGCUUCAAAUAGCACAAGUCACACAACUACCCCUUGGUAGACUGCCUUUUAGGUACUUAGGAGUCCCCCUCACUUCCAAGCGCAUUCCAGCUACUGACUAUGAUUCCUUAGUUGACAAGAUGAUAGCAAGAAUUUGCUCAUGGAUUUCAAGAAUUCUCUCUUAUGCCGCUAGAGUGCAACUUGUAUCAGUAGUGCUUCAAAGCAUAAGCUCUUAUUGGUGCCAACUCUUUAUUCUGCCUAGAGCUAUCAUAAAGAAAGUGAAUACUAUUUGUUGA
Messenger RNA from Amaranthus tricolor (Joseph's coat), 606 nucleotides. RefSeq lists its product as uncharacterized. NCBI's taxonomy places the organism in Eukaryota, Viridiplantae, Streptophyta, Magnoliopsida, Caryophyllales, Amaranthaceae. Bases 1 to 606 code for a protein of 201 amino acids. The transcript has a single exon. The record is from RefSeq and is a predicted model, not a curated record.